UCUUUGUUUCAUCAUUUAAAGAUCAGACAGAGCUAUAACAAGUAAGAACAUAAUGGCAUGUCUUAGUGCUGUUUUUGGGGUCGUCUUGUUUUUGAUAGUUGUCGUUUCGUCGCAGCAAGAGCCACAAGUGCCUGCUUUCUUUAUUUUUGGCGAUUCGCUUGUUGAUAAUGGUAACAACAAUGGUAUACUCACUCUUGCUAGAGCCAAUUACAGGCCUUAUGGCAUUGAUUUUCCUCAAGGCACCACUGGUAGAUUUACCAAUGGCCGUACUUAUGUCGAUGCAUUAGCUCAACUUCUAGGAUUCCCCACCUACAUUCCUCCAUAUGCAAGAACACGUGGACGUGCAUUGCUCAGGGGAGUGAAUUAUGCUUCAGGAGCUGCAGGAAUCCGUGAUGAAACCGGGAACAACUUGGGAGAUCAUAUGCCGAUGACCCAACAAGUGGCUAGUUUUGGAAGAACAGUGGAGCAGAUAUCUAGGUUUUUCAGGGGAGAUGCAAAUGCACUAGCAAAUUACUUGAGCAAGUGCAUAUUCUAUUCCGGCAUGGGAAGUAAUGAUUAUCUCAACAAUUACUUCAUGCCAGAUUUCUAUUCAACUGGCUCACAAUACUCAACAAAAGCAUAUGCAGCUUUACUUCUUCAGGACUAUUCUAGGCAGCUAACGGACUUGUAUAAAUUUGGAGCACGCAAGGUGAUCGUGACAGCAGUUGGGCAAAUUGGAUGCAUACCGUAUCAGCUAGCUAGAAUAAAUGGAAAUAGCAGUACCAAAUGCAAUGAAAAAAUCAAUAGUGCUAUAAUGCUAUUUAACAAUGGUCUGAAGAACCUGGUUGACAAUUUCAAUAACGGUCAGUUGCCUGGAGCAAAGUUUGUGUUUCUGGAUUCAUUUGAAAGCUCCAAAAAUGUUGUGGCCAAUGCUGCCAACUAUGGAUUCGAAGUGACUGACAAGGGAUGCUGUGGUGUGGGAAGGAACAAUGGCCAGAUAACAUGCCUACCCCUACAACAACCAUGUGAUCAACGCUCCAAGUACAUAUUUUGGGACGCUUUUCAUCCGACUGAGGCUGCCAACAUUGUGUUUGCAAGAAUAUCCUAUGAAACCACAUCGCGGUCUUAUGCUUACCCAAUCAACAUACGUCAGCUAGCCAUGCUCUAAGCCCGGAAACAAAUUUAUCUUGGGCACUUACAGCUGUUGAUUCAUUCCUUUAAAGUUGCUCCAUUUGUUACCCUUAAUGCUUACACUUCCUGGUUUUAUGUUGCUGUUCUGCAUUUGUACUCCCUCAGCUUGUUUGCAGUAGUUUCAAUUUGUCACGGACUACCAGACCAAAAUAAGAUUUCAUAGUUGCAUGUAAUCAUUAAAAUUGGCUGUUCAGAAUUUUUUUUACUA
Daucus carota subsp. sativus is the source of this 1378-nucleotide messenger RNA. Its product is annotated as GDSL esterase/lipase At1g33811. The transcript has 5 exons. The coding region runs from base 53 to 1147 and encodes 364 amino acids. Lineage: Eukaryota; Viridiplantae; Streptophyta; Magnoliopsida; Apiales; Apiaceae. Gene Ontology annotation, molecular function: hydrolase activity, acting on ester bonds. The record is from RefSeq and is a predicted model, not a curated record.